ACUCUCCCAAGCUCCCAGUGGCGUCUGUAGGCGGCGAUGGUGAAGUUGCUCCUUCACGACCUGGAGCGUUGCAAAGUGGUGCUAACACGAGAAGGUCAUAAUACGAGAAAAACAAAACGGUUAUCGGGAUGCUGUGCAGAACGGGGACAUAUUUAGAGGUUACAACGGGAUCGUAAUGACUUCCUGUUGCAUAGCUUGAUUGAGAAGAAGCGCUUCCGGCGGCCUUAGAUCACUAAUCAACAAACCAACUUUCGGGGCGUGACGUGAUCCUUGCCUCAGGCCUCUCGGGGUCCAGACAGCCGCCCAGCCCGCUCUGCGACGCAGCAGUGAAUAGUGUGGUACCUCCUUGUCUCGGUUCAGGUCCAGACCUCCCCGUCUUCCGGCUGCCCUGAACAUCAGGCGACCUCAGGACCCUGUGAUUGGCGCCUGCGCCGGCCGACCGGGACCGAGGAAACCCCUGGAGGGACUUGGGCAUUCCUUGGGCUCCGUGCCUGUUCUUCGUGCUCCUUUCGGGCAAGGAUCUCACAUUAUCAGUCUUUGACCCACACAGAAUGCCUGGCAUUUGAUAAAUGUUUGUUGAACUUGAAGAGACAUAUGGACAAUGAAUCUGCAAAGGGAGAACAUCUUUGGUCCUACAGUUUUGCUGACACUGAUAUUUUUCUAAGUGGUCACAGAUAGCCUACUUUUUACAUAAAUAACUGGCUAGACCUCAUAUUUUUCACUACAGAAGCCUAUAAUCUAAAGUUGCCAGGAUUUAAACACAUUACUUUUAGGUUAUUGUCUACAUUUAUCCUGAGACCUCUUCUCUUCUUAUUCUGAAAUGUUGAGAUACUGGGGAGAGAUACCAAUAUCAUCAAGCCAGACCAACAGAAGUUCCUUCGAUUUGCUCCCACGGGAGUUCCGUCUGGUGGAAGUCCAUGACCCACCCCUGCACCAACCCUCAGCCAACAAGCCGAAGCCCCCCACUAUGCUGGACAUCCCCUCAGAGCCAUGUAGUCUUACCAUCCAUACGAUUCAGUUGAUUCAGCACAACCGACGUCUUCGCAACCUUAUUGCCACAGCUCAGGCCCAGAAUCAGCAGCAGACAGAAGGUGUAAAAACUGAAGAGAGUGAACCUCUUCCCUCGUGCCCUGGGUCACCUCCUCUCCCUGAUGACCUCCUGCCUUUAGAUUGUAAGAAUCCCAAUGCACCAUUCCAGAUCCGGCACAGUGACCCAGAGAGUGACUUUUAUCGUGGAAAAGGGGAACCUGUGACUGAACUCAGCUGGCACUCCUGUCGGCAGCUCCUCUACCAGGCAGUGGCUACAAUCCUGGCCCACGCGGGCUUUGACUGUGCUAAUGAGAGUGUCCUGGAGACCCUAACUGAUGUGGCACAUGAGUAUUGCCUUAAGUUUACCAAGCUGCUGCGUUUUGCUGUGGACCGGGAGGCCCGGCUGGGACAGACUCCUUUUCCUGAUGUGAUGGAGCAGGUAUUCCAUGAAGUGGGUAUUGGCAGUGUGCUCUCCCUCCAGAAGUUCUGGCAGCACCGCAUCAAGGACUAUCACAGUUACAUGCUACAGAUUAGUAAGCAACUCUCUGAAGAAUAUGAAAGGAUUGUCAAUCCUGAGAAGGCCACAGAGGACGCUAAACCUGUGAAGAUCAAGGAGGAACCUGUGAGCGACAUCACCUUUCCUGUCAGUGAGGAGCUUGAGGCUGAUCUUGCUUCUGGAGACCAGUCACUGCCUAUGGGAGUGCUUGGGGCUCAGAGUGAACGCUUCCCAUCUAACCUGGAGGUUGAAGCUUCACCACAAGCUUCAAGUGCAGAGGUAAAUGCUUCUCCUCUUUGGAAUCUGGCCCAUGUGAAAAUGGAGCCUCAAGAGACUGAAGAAGGCAAUGUCUCUGGGCAUGGUGUGCUGGGCAGCGAUGUCUUCGAGGAGCCCAUGUCAGGCAUGAGUGAAGCUGGGAUUCCUCAGAGCCCUGAUGACUCAGAUAGCAGCUAUGGUUCCCACUCCACUGACAGCCUCAUGGGGUCCUCCCCUGUUUUCAACCAGCGCUGCAAGAAGAGGAUGAGGAAAAUAUAAAAGGAAAAGAGGGAAAUUUUUUGUCCAGGCCUACUAGACCCAACAGAAAAGGUCUUUGUAUUAGAAUCUGUUUCCAUAAAAAUUGAUUUGACUCCUGUUCUUAAACACAAGUGGUUUUUCCUAAUUCCAAAGGAACUGGAUGUCACCAAACAAGGUUGCAUUUUACUUUUGCAUCCAGUUUUUAUAGUUUUCCACAACCAAGCCACCCUUCACAGAUUAAAAUAUGAUGCUGGCAUGGCAAUCAGACCAAAGCACUGUCCCCAAUUGUUGUCUUAACUAUGACUAGACAUGUUACUUAGCUUCUCUAUAGCCAUUUAUCUUGUACAACUGAGAAGAAUCAUACUUCUUUGACCUACCUUAUAGAGAUGUGAGGAUUUAGAUGUUUGCUAACUUCAAAACUGUGCUUGAAUAGACUCAUAAUAUAUGCUUAUAUCAGAUGUCAGUUUUCAUUUAACUUGAUUCAUUUUUGGCUCAGGUCAUUGGGAACCCAUUACUAAUACCUAACAGGAAAUAGCUAAACACAACACACCUUAUCUAUUAGUCGCCUUCUUAAAACUGUUUUUGCUACUUUUGAAGUGUCUUAUUUAUAAGAUCAGAGGUCUAUGGCGACAUAACUUUUUUGCUUAGACAGCUCUCUAUCUCAUCCACUUAUUUUCUUCUCUAGACUUAUUCCAUCUCUCCUCAUCCUUUUGCCUUUGUUAUUUCUGCUCAGACUCACAUACUUUCACCAUAUACAUAUUUUUGAUUGUUUCUUUCCUUUUCUCCUUUGUGAGCAAAGCAAACAAGUACUGUCCAAGGACAGCCUUGUGCGUAUUUCAUUUGUUGCAUUUGCUUGGUCAUCAGAGGACAGCAGUCCAUUAAGCACACUUUGCUUCUGCUACUGUAAAGGCAGCCUUUAAGGCAUAGCAAUAUGCACCUUUCAACUUUACAUCAUGUCCUGAACAACGUAACUGUGGUUACUCAUCCAUCAGACGAUCUGCAUAUAUAAGUACCGAAUCAGUAUUUAUUAAGUAAAUGAUGUAGCACUGUAGUGAUUAGCAAUCAUUAGCAAAUGUGUUGCUUCAUGCCUUGGUGAUGGAUGCCAGCAUGUUAAACUGCUGAAGUUUGGUUUUCUGAUGCAGAAUACAUCUUGUAAAAUUUAGACCACUCCUUUAAUACAGACCAAAAUAAGGCACAGCUUUAAUUCAUUAUUGAAUGCCUUAAAUGUCCCGGGCAUUGAGAAUAAAUGAAUAUGAUAGAAAUAAAAUGAGGUUAUAGUUUAACAUAUAAUUUUAAAUUUGCCAGUUGUAACUCUUUAGCACAUUUCUCUAAACCCCUUCUGUCACAGUCUUUUUUUAAAUUUAUUUAUUUAUUUUUGAGAUGGAGUCUUGCUCUGUCGCCCAGGCUGGAGUGCAAAUGGUGCAAUCUCGGCUCACUGCAACCUCCACCUCCUGGGUUCAAGUGAUUCUCCUGCCUCAGCCUCCUGAGUAGCUGGGAUUACACGCACGUGCCACCACACCCAGCUAAUUUUUGCAUUUUUAGUAGAGAUGAGGUUUCACCAUGUUGGCCAGGCUGGUCUCAAACUCCUGACCUCAGCUCAUCUGCCCGCCUCAGGCUCCCAAAGUGCUGGGAUUACAGGCGUGAGCCACUGCACCUGGUCUCUGUUGCAGUCUUAUCUUCGUUUUCCUUUGUUUAUAAUGAAAGUGGCGAUUAGGCAGUUAGUUUCCAUAAAGUGGCCAUCUGGGAAUUUAUUUCAUUCAUCCAGCAAACAUUGAGUACCAAUUAUUUGCUAGGUCCUGUGCAAGGAAUACAAAGAUGAUUAAGACUUAACUCCGUACCCUUUUGGAGUACUUGGAAGUAACUUGGAAGACAAGUUAUUCUGUAAGGAAGAUAAAGCAUUCAAAAGUACUACAGAGAAAAACCAAGUAUGCUUGAGUUUUGCUUUGCGAAUGUUCUCCUCUUAAAGAAUAGUUUCAAAUUUUGAGACCAGCGGUUCCCAUUAAGUAUAGAACACUGAAAUUAAUACUUCAUAAUAAAACAUUUUAUUGCUGCAGAAUGUUAAACUGCAGAACAGGCACCAGAUGGUCAAGACGAGGGUAAUGUGAGAAGGCAAAUGAUGUGAGGAUUAGUAUCUGAGAUUCACCUGGUCUGGAAUUAUGUCAUAGGCUACCAUGCAUCAGAAUCACAUGGAGGGCUUUCUAAAACAGACUGCUCGGCCCCACUCCCAGGGUUUCUGAGUUCAUAGGUUUUAAGAGGUGAGUUGAACAAUUCCCCAGAUGAUGCUGAUGCUCCUGGUCCACACUGUGAGAACCACUAAGUUGGAGUACUGACAGAGAUAAAAUUCCUUGAAAGAAAUGUACUGUUUUAAGAUACUGUAAAAUGUGGAGGCAGGGCAAAUGUUUAUAAGGGCUGUUAUGUAUGAAAUGUGCCUCUGACCCAAAUCCACGGCCUUUGCGAAAAUCACCAAGGAGACUUUGCAUUAAGUUCAGAGUACAAUACAAACUGGGCCUAGCUCUGUAUUUACUCAGUAUGUGCACGUGGGAAACUUAGUAAAAUAUCACCUCCUUAUUGAGACAAGUUUGGACAUGUGGCCUUAAGCCUCUGUUGAACAGGAGAAGUGAAGCUAUUUGCAAUUUUAAUUUUCUAAUUUGAAAUCAUGACAAGCAGUUUUACAACAAAGUUAAAAUUAAAAACUCUUUAUCCAAGUCA
Molecule: messenger RNA, 4747 nt
Organism: Nomascus leucogenys (northern white-cheeked gibbon)
Lineage: Eukaryota; Metazoa; Chordata; Mammalia; Primates; Hylobatidae
Gene: SUPT7L
Product: SPT7 like, STAGA complex subunit gamma
Cellular component (GO): SAGA complex
Molecular function (GO): protein heterodimerization activity; transcription coactivator activity
Source: RefSeq, a predicted model, not a curated record